This is a messenger RNA of Apis florea (little honeybee), 2392 nucleotides long. It is a transcript of the gene Fim, whose product is annotated as plastin-2 fimbrin. Gene Ontology annotation, molecular function: calcium ion binding; actin filament binding. The record is from RefSeq and is a predicted model, not a curated record. Gene Ontology annotation, cellular component: actin filament bundle; cytoplasm; actin filament. Gene Ontology annotation, biological process: actin filament bundle assembly; actin filament network formation. NCBI's taxonomy places the organism in Eukaryota, Metazoa, Arthropoda, Insecta, Hymenoptera, Apidae.
UCGGCUAGCUGGCGCGCGCUCCGUUUGGUCGUCGGUGCUUCAGUAUUCGUUGCGACUCCGUAAAAGUGAGACGCGUUCUCGCGGUAUCUGGCUGCUUCGUAACCGCGUCGUAACCAGAAACGCGUUCGUGAGGUGCGAGAACGCCUCAAGUAACCGUUUUUGUAACUAUCCGCGUGUACCGGGUGAAAAUUACCGAUUCGUGUUAUACAUAUCCUUUCUCCGAUUGUGUGUACUUUGUACACCAGACAACAACUGGAAGAGAGAAGAGAAGAGAAGUAAAAAGGGCCACAUAGGGAGAGCAGAGAAAGGAAAGACGAAAGGAUUAUAUAUUCGAACAACAUGGCCACUGCGAUCGACGACCGGCAGGAGUUGUUGGAGCAAUUUCAAGCGAUCGACGAGAAUGGGGACGGUUUCAUCAACCUUACGGAGUUGCGAAGCGCGUUGGACAUCUGCGGCUUCAAGAUGCCCGGAUACAAGGUGCGGCAGAUGAUCGAGGAGUACGACGACAAACAGAGGUCGGAGCACAAGGGCCGAUUGUCGUUCGAGGAGUUCGAGAAACUUUGCAAGGAAUUGAAGGCGAACGAAUUGGGAUCCACGUUCAAGCAGGUCGUCUCGAAAAAGGAGAAUUUGGAAACGUUGGGAGGGAUUUCGGAAGCGUCGAGCGAGGGGACCACGCAUUCGGUCAGAUUGGAGGAACAGCUCGCCUUCAGCGACUGGAUAAACACGAAUUUGUCGCACGAUCCUGACCUCAAACACCUGCUGCCAAUAGACGCGGAAGGGAAGACGUUGUACGAGAAGGUCAAAGAUGGGAUUCUUCUUUGCAAAAUAAUCAACCACUCCUGCCCGGACACGAUCGACGAGCGAACGAUCAACAAGAAGAACCUAACCCUGUACAAGAAGCACGAGAACCUAACCCUGGCUCUCUCGUCCGCCCAAGCGAUCGGGUGCAACAUCGUGAACAUAGACGCCCACGAUCUGACUAAAGGCUCGCCCCACCUUGUCCUCGGCCUCCUCUGGCAGAUCAUUCGAAUCGGUUUGUUCAACCAGAUCACCCUCGAAAAUUGUCCGGGCCUCGCCACCCUGUUGCAAGACGGAGAGCGUAUCGAGGACCUGCUCAAACUCUCGCCCGAGUCGAUCCUGCUCAGAUGGGUGAACCAUCACUUGGAGAACGCGGGCAUCGUGAGAAGGUGUCACAAUUUCCAAUCGGACAUCACCGACUCGGAGAUCUACACGUACCUAAUCAAACAGAUCGCGCCCAACACGGCGGGCGUCACGCUCGAAGCAAUGAUGGAGCCGAACCACACCUCGAGGGCGGAAAUCAUGCUGCAACAGGCUGCCAAGCUCGGGUGCCGCAGUUUCGUAACGCCUAGCGACGUGGUCAACGGCAUAUACAAGCUGAACCUCGCCUUCGUCGCAAACAUGUUCAACAAUUAUCCAGGAUUGGACAAACCGGAGAACAACAUCGGGCUUGAGUCGUUGGAGGAGACCAGGGAGGAGAAGACGUAUCGAAACUGGAUGAACUCGAUGGGCGUGGUCCCCCACGUGAACUGGCUCUACUCGGACCUGGCCGACGGCCUGGUCAUCUUCCAGCUUUACGACAUCAUCAAACCGGGCACGGUGAAUUGGAACCGGGUGCACAAAAAGUUCACGAAGCUGCGCAAGUUCAUGGAGAAGCUGGAGAAUUGCAAUUACGCGGUCGAGCUUGGGAAAACGAUGAAUUUCUCGUUGGUGGGGAUCGCCGGCCAGGACAUAAACGAUGGGAACGCCACGUUGACCCUCGCGUUGAUCUGGCAAUUGAUGAGGUCGUACACGUUGUCGAUCCUCACCUCGUUGGCCGGCACUCAGGGCAGCACCUUGGUCGAGAAGGAGAUCGUUCAAUGGGUGAACUCGAAGCUUCAGGCGGCAGGGAAGGCGAGCGGUAUCAAAGGGUUCCAGGACUCGUCGAUAGCCGAUGGCAAGGUGGUGAUCGAUCUGAUCGACGCCAUCAAGCCCGGUUCGGUGAAUUACGACCUCGUGAAGGAGGGCGGUACCGAGGAGGAGAACCUGGACAACGCGAAAUACGCGAUAUCCUUGGCCCGAAAAUGCGGGGCGCGGGUUUACGCGCUACCAGAAGACAUAACCGAGGUGAAGCCGAAGAUGGUGAUGACGGUGUUCGCCUGCCUGAUGGCGAUGGACUACAUCCCCAAUAUGGAUUCCGUGAAGCAGAAUAACGUGAUGAACAACAGUCAAUAAUAAUGGCGCGCGCGAAAACGUCCGCGGGAGGAACUGAGUGUCGACUGAGUCGCGGUGUAUCAUCGCCGUGCCUCUUUUACGAGCGUAAUAACUUUGUAUAUACACUUAGGUUAGGGUAGGCUUGUUUUCCGAAACGAGAGGAGCAAAAGAGAGAGAGAGA